AUGUCAUCAGCUUCGCCUUCCAGCUCACCAUCUCCCAGUUCCAGAACGUUGAGGCCUUCACCACCCGGCACGCCUUUCUCAGCCAGCCAAAGCCAAUCAGUCUCUUCUCGAGCCCCAAUCGCAUCCGCAAAUGGCGGCGAUGACGCUAGCUUAGUUAGAGGACCAGGGAGUGCUACUGCUCUCGCAGCAUCCAGAGCACAAGCAGCUAGCCGUACGAAUCAGAAGGGCAAAGGCAGCAAAGGUGCAGGAGCAGGAGGAUGGAACAGAUACUACAAUCCAUUCGAUCCUAGAGACUUGCUCUGGAGAUUCAAUGUGCACGUGCGCGGGACGUAUUCGUACGACAUGCUCAAUUCCUGGGAAUGCUGGUCCAUCUCAAUCUUCAUCAUCAUCAUCUCUAUGCUAGGACUCUAUUCGCUGAUCUACGAGUUCCCAAGUCGAGCACAAGCCUUGAUCGUCCGAGCAAGCUACUACUUGACUGGCAAAGGCAACUUACAAAACGUCUCUGAUCUCAGCGGCGAGCUUAAUGCUGAUGCUACAACGGCUUUCGGAGCACCGCCUCUAAUUGGACAAGGACUGAAAGUCGGAGGGAAAUGGGAGUUGUAG
Molecule: messenger RNA, 603 nt
Organism: Ceraceosorus guamensis
Lineage: Eukaryota; Fungi; Basidiomycota; Exobasidiomycetes; Ceraceosorales; Ceraceosoraceae
Exons: 2
Coding region: 1-603 (200 amino acids)
Source: RefSeq, a predicted model, not a curated record